This is a messenger RNA of Sphaerodactylus townsendi, 3585 nucleotides long. RefSeq names its product transferrin receptor (gene TFRC). The coding region runs from base 748 to 2310 and encodes 520 amino acids. Gene Ontology annotation, cellular component: external side of plasma membrane. The transcript is spliced from 17 exons. The record is from RefSeq and is a predicted model, not a curated record. Gene Ontology annotation, biological process: iron ion transport; intracellular iron ion homeostasis. Lineage: Eukaryota; Metazoa; Chordata; Lepidosauria; Squamata; Sphaerodactylidae.
GGGGAGCCCCUCUACCAUUACACCCUCGGGUUCCAGUCUGGCUCGGCAGCCAGGACGGGGACAACAGCCAACGUGGAGAUGAAAGCUUUCACUGCGAGAGAGAUGAGGAAGGAGGCUAAAGCGGAUCCUCCUCCUGCACCGCGUUCCUUACCCAGACAAUAAGGCCAAUGGAACAGCAAUGCGUCACCUUUGCGGCUGGUCUGCUGCUCAGCAGUAGCCCUUGUUCUUUUCGGGUUCCUGAUCGGCUACUUGAGCGUCCGUGCACGGAUGCCAGCACCGAAGGCGUGCGUGAACGGUCUUGAGCCGUGUAAGGAUUGCCGCCAGAUGUGCGCCUAAUCUCGAUGAGGCGAAGCACCUGUUUAUUAUCCAGCAGAGGAACCUGUGCUGUACUGGGGGGAACUCCAAAAGAAAUUAUCCGAGAAGUUUGUCGGCGUCAGCUUCCAAGAUAAAAUCAGGAGGGUCUCUGCUCCUUCUCACGAGGCAGGCUCAGCUGGAGACGAGGAUUUGGUCAACUACCUCCACAGUGAGUUUAACAACUACAAGCUGGACAAAGUCUGGAACGACGAGCACUUUGUGAGACUGCAGGUCCCCGGCAGCUCCCCAAAUGUCAUUUCGGUGGAAAUCCCCGGUGGGAGGAAAGAAACGCUUGACGCAUCAAAGGCUUACGUGGCAUACAGUGCAAACGGGACCGUCGCGGGCAAACCAGUUUAUGCCAAUUUUGGCUCCAGUGAAGAUUUUACCGCUCUGAUGGAGAAAAAGAUCAACCUGAACGGGACCAUGAUCAUCACGAGAGCCGGAAAGAUUACUUUCGCUGAGAAGGUGGCCAACGCCCAGAAGCAGGGUGCUGUCGGAGUCUUGAUAUUCCCUUCCCCAGCUGACUACAGAGGUCUACGGGACGACGUGGCGCAGUUUGGACAUGCUCAUCUCGGGACUGGCGACCCUUUCACUCCGGGAUUUCCUUCUUUCAACCAUACCCAGUUUCCGCCGGUUGCAUCCUCGGGCCUGCCGCGCAUUCCUGUGCAGAGCAUCUCUGGCUCUGCUGCAACUAAGCUGUUCAGCCUCAUGAAAGGGUUAGCCUGUCCACCCGGGUGGAGCGGCACGUUCAGCGCUGACUGCAAGCUGGACUCAGGAGAUGCCGAUGGGGUUAGUGUGACCCUCCAAGUCAACAAUGCGCUCGUCGAGAGGAGAAUCCUGAAUGUCUUUGGAGUCGUCAAAGGUUUUGAGGAACCAGACCAGUAUGUUGUAAUUGGAGCCCAGCGUGAUUCCUGGGGGCCUGGGGUGGCAAAGGCUGGGGUGGGGACUGCCCUACUGCUGCAGCUCGCCCGUACGGUCUCGGAGCUAGUGAAAAACGACGGCUAUAAGCCUCGGCGGAGCCUCGUGUUUGCUAGCUGGAGCGCUGGUGAAUUUGGAGCGGUCGGUGUCACAGAAUGGCUGGAGGGCUAUGCUGCCACGCUGCACCUGAAAGCUUUUGCAUACAUCAAUUUGGAUUCAGCAGUGACAGGUUCACGUGACUUCAGAUUCUCUUCCAGCCCCAUGUUGAAACAGCUCCUCAAAGAAGUAGUCAGCAACGUGAAAGUGCCCUUCAGUCUUGGUAACACAUUGGCCGUUAAAGAGGUUCCCUUUCGCAUGGACAACCCGGCCUUUCCCUUCCUGGCGUAUUCGGGAAUCCCGGCCAUUUCAUUCCGCUUCACUGAUACGGGCGGCGUAGAGUAUCCCCACCUCAGCACGAAAGAGGACACGCUGGACAAGCUGAUCAGCUACUUCGGCUCGGAGGACCAGCUGGACGCCACCAUGCGCACCGCCGCUGAGAUCGCUGGCCGCAUGGCCGUCAGGAUGACGCACGACCACGAAUUGUACCUGGACUUCAACAGCUACGACGAAAGCCUUCUCGAUUUCGUACACAAACUGAUGCCGUACAAAAGGAACCUCCGGAACAUGGGGCUGAACCUCCAGUGGCUCUUGGUGGCCCGCGGGGACUUCAGCCGUGCGACCGACGCCCUGAGGAACGCUGUCCGAAACACUGACCUGACCAACAAGGUCGCCUGCCGGGCGUUGAACGACCGGAUCAUGAAAGUGGAAUCCCACUUCCUUUCCCCGUACGUCUCUCCAAUGGACGCUCCUCUCCGGCACAUCUUCUUCGGCUCCGGCUCCCACACUCUCCAGGCCCUGCGGCUGAACAUCCUCAAGACCAACAGAAGUGCCCUUGAGGAAGACCUGUUGAGGAAGCAGCUUGCUCUGGCCACGUGGACAAUCCAGGGGGCCGCCAACGCACUCUCGGGUGACAUCUGGGACAUAGACAAUGACUUUUGAGAACGCCAAGCACUUGAUUCAGAAGUACCAGUUGACAGGGAGACCCCUGCCCCACCUUCCCCGUAGCACAGAACAAAUUCCUCUUAGACCUCCCCCCCUGAGGAUUGGUAGAAGCCCAGAUUAAAAUGUAGAGCCGUUCCAGGUGACAUGAAAUGAGACUCCCCCCCUCCCCCGUUCCCUCUCAAUGCACUGCCCUAGCUAGGGAUUUGGCAAGAGGUCCUUUGAAUGUUGAGUUUAUCAGAGCCUCCUUCAAGUUGAAGGGAAGAAUUGGCAAAGCAGCCCCUUAGCAGAUCUCAAAGUGGCCUCUUCAAACCACCUUGCACGAGUGAAGAACAAUAGUGGAAGUUACGCUUGAGAAAGCAGAAGGUGAAUCCAGAACGCCCUGCAAAGUGCUGAUCCCUAGCUUGGGUCGAAGGGGGGGGGGUCUUCUAGAGCUCUCUCAACCACCUGUUGAGGUCGCUCUUGUCAUUGGGUUGCUCCUGUGUGGGCCAGCUCCACCUUCUGCUUCCGCAAGGGGGAAGGGAUCACCCCAGACGGGGGCUUCCUUUCUCGUUCCUCAGACUGACAGCGGCGGUGCCUCGACGGCCGCCUUGCGCUAGUUCAAAAGCUAACCGGGUAUCCCGUUUCUGGUUUUGGCGAGCCUUCGGAGUUGUACUCCGCCCCUAGUUCGGGAGUCUCCUUUGCUCGCCAAAACGCGGCUCUUGCUGGGACGACCCUGAGGUAUUUAUUUGUUUAUUUAUCAGUGGCAGUGUUCACUAUAAAUGGUGUUUGUUUGUUUUUUCUACUGAGUAUAAUUAUCGGAAGCAGUGACUUCCAUAAUUAUGACAGUUAUACUGUCGUUUUUUUGAUAAAGCAGCAUCUGCUAGUACAAUUCAUUGCGGUACUGGAACUUUUGACCUUUCGGCCUUCAGCGGCAGCCUCGAUUGGAGCCCAGAAGGCUGCUUUUUAGGGGGCAGUCCGUGGGGCAGAAGCCCAUGGGGAGCUGGGCUUUUUCGGCUGUCGUCCAUGAAACGAUGGGGAAAAAUGAGCCCCAAGGUGCGUCUUCUGUCUUGACAUCGCGAAAGACUAGAAGCCGAUUCUUUCUCCCAGUUUCUUCCCGAGGAUGGUGUUGAUUCUCUUCUCGUUGGGCUGACGUCAGCCGCUGCAGGCUUGUGCUAACCUUACACUUGAACCAGAAAUGGCAGCUUUCUAUUCAAAACUUCCAGUACCAUGAUGUGCUGCAACAGGGGCGGCCAACCUAUGGUGCUCCAGAUGUUCAUGGACUACAAUUCCCAU